Humulus lupulus (European hop) is the source of this 3357-nucleotide messenger RNA. RefSeq names its product putative E3 ubiquitin-protein ligase LIN. The record is from RefSeq and is a predicted model, not a curated record. Bases 146 to 3184 code for a protein of 1012 amino acids. The transcript has 7 exons. Lineage: Eukaryota; Viridiplantae; Streptophyta; Magnoliopsida; Rosales; Cannabaceae.
CAGUAGUAUUAUUAGUAGUGCAUUCUUCUUCUGUAGCUGUCUUUUGUUAUUAUCUUUUGUUUUUUUGUGACAGAAUGUUAGUGAGGCUUCUUCCAAUCACUUCCUUUUCUGUGCUCCAAAAACACCAUCUUCAAUCAACUCACCUAUGGCUUCUUCCUUAUCAGAAUUGCUCGCCGAUGAGGGAUUCCAACGAGGAAGUAGAAGACGACUCGAACCCAGACACAACAGAGACAGAAUUGCACCACCUGAGAAUGAACCCAAUGCACCUCUUCCUUUGUACAUCUGCCAGGGUGGUGGUGACCAUGAUCGAAUGAUAAGAAGAAGAAGGAGUAGCAGUUAUAAUCAUAGCACUUCGUCGAAGAAAAAUGGUGAGAAAUCUCUUGUGGGAAGUGGGUCUUCGGUGUUUUCGUCGAAAAGGGUCGGUUCGGUCUCGGAGAGAUCGAAUUCCAAGACCUCUGUUUCAGAGUGUUCAAGACGAGAAGAAGAGCCUUUAGUUGACGAUGUUGCUGCUCGAGCUGUGGUUUCCAUACUUAGCGGCUAUGUGGGAAGGUACAUUAAGGACGUGACUUUCCGGGAAAAUGUUCGGGAGAAGUGUACUUCUUGUUUGGUCAGGAGGAAAAUGGAUUUGGAUGAUGGGAUUUUCGCAAACUUGAAACUGGGUUUUGAGAGUGUAGAUAAGUUGAUGGAAGACAAAGGGAAUAGGAAAGAAAUAAGGAUGAAGACUGUACGGAAUGCGGUUCAGCUUUUUAGCACUGUUGCUGCUCUAAACACAAAGAAAACGAAGAAUGGUUUGAGUUGUGGAAUACCCAAUUCACAUCUCUCUUCUUGUGCUCAAUUCUACUUGGCCAUUGUUUAUAAGAUUGAGAAACAUGAUCGAACAUCUGCUAGGCAUUUGCUUCGAGCUUUCUGUGAUUCACCAUUUUUGGCCAGAACCCAUUUGGCUCCUGAUCUUUGGGAACAUUUCUUUCUCCCACAUCUUCUUCAUCUCAAGGUUUGGUAUACCAAAGAGCUUGAUUAUUUAAGAGAUUUUGACUAUGGAAAUAAGGAGAAGAAAAUGAAAGCUUUGAGUGAGGUUUAUAACGACCAUAUGGAUAAGGGAACAGUUGAGUUUGCUUUUUACUACAAAAAGUGGCUUAAAGUUGGGCUUAAAUCCCCUGCUGUUCCCCAAGUCCCUUUGCCUGAAAGGCCUUAUAACAAAUCAUCCAGAAGAUCAAUGGAUUCCUCUAGUACACAAUCCUCAAUUAACAACUUAUAUCGUGCUGUAUUUGGAUCGAUAGCUGAGGGUCAAUCUUCGAACGAUGAUAAUCGAAAUGGAGACUUGAAGGGUUUGUGGGGUUUAGUGGAAGAGGAAAACCAGUGUGCAGAUAAGGAUAACUACAACAAUAUUGGCAGUUUUCUUCACGGAAACCACUCGAGUCGAAGAUCUUCAUGCCAACUUGAAAGAAAUCAGAAAUCUGAAACAUGGAGAGAUACUCAAAAACCAGACAAGUUUAGAUUAAUUACUUGCCAGAACACAGUGGCAGUACAAAUAGAAUGCUUGCUAAAUGGGAAUUCUUUAUCAAAGAAUAGCUCUGUCCGGAAAAAGGAGGAAAAUACUUAUCUUCCAACCAAUUUAAGCAGAGCCAUUGCCUCCAUUUGCUCUUCUAAAAGUCUAAGAGAGUGUGAAGUUGCAAUCCGUGUCAUUACCAAAGCUUGGUUGGAUUCAAAUCUUGAUCCUGUCAUUGAAGCAGCAUUGUCCAAAUUACCUGCUAUUGAGGGAAUGCUUGAGGUGUUGUUCGCUUCUGAUGAUGAUGAAGUUUUAGAACUAGUGAUAUCAAUUUUAGCAGAACUUGUAGUGAAGAACGAGAUGAAUAGAUUAAUUGUACUGAAUUCUGAUGCACAGCUUGAAAUCUUCAUGAGACAUCUAAGAAGUAACAGCCUGUUUCUAAAAGCAGCUGUUCUUCUUUACCUGUCGAAGCCAAAGGCAAAGCAGAUGAUAUCAGUAGAGUGGGCUCCAUUAGUCCUUCGAGUUAUAGAGUUUGGAGACCAGAUGCAGACUCUUUUCACAAUACAAUGCCGUCCUAUAGUGGCGGCAUUUUACCUUCUAGACCAACUUCUUACAGGUUUUGAUGAAGACAGAAACUUAGAUAACGCGAGACAAGUUGUUUCUUUAGGCGGAUUAAGCUUGUUGGCAUCAAAAAUUGAAAGAGGGGAUGCUGUUGAGAGGACCAAUGCUGCUGUGUUCUUAUUGUGUUGUAUUCGAGCUGAUGGAAGCUGUCGAAACUACUUAGCUGACAGUUUGAACAUUGAUUACGUUCUGGAACUCAUUGUACUCGAAUGUCACAAGAAUCCAAGUGGAUCAGCAUUUUCUUUGUUGAUGGAAUUACUCUGCCUUAGUAGAAGAACACAAAUACAUACAAUCUUGGACAGACUGAAAGACGGUUGGGGAGGCUUGAACACUAUGCACAUAUUUUUUGUUCAUCUCCAAAAGGUUCCACUUGAAGAACGCCCGCUUGUUGCAGUGAUAUUAUUACAGCUUGAUAUCCUGGGGGGUCUUUCAAAGUGCAGCAUCUACAGAGAAGAAGCAGUUGAAGCAAUUAUAGCAGCUUUGGAUUGUCAAGCAUGUCAUGAAAAGGUUCAAGAGCAAUCAGCUAAAGCUCUUCUAAUGCUAGGUGGUAGGUUCUCUUACACCGGGGAGGCUUCAAUUGAAAGUUGGCUCUUAGAACAAGCAGGUUUUCAUGAGUGUUCAACUUCAGGGAACUCUUAUCAGAGACCGGAAAAUAGAGAAAAGGAAGAUGCAGCGGAAAAGUGGCAAAGGAAAGCAGCUUCUGUCUUUUUCAAGAGUGGCAACAAGAGAUUACUGGCUGCCCUUUCGGAUUGUAUAAUGAAUGGAAUCCCUUGUUUAGCUAGAGCUAGCCUUAUUACGGUUUCAUGGAUGUGCAUCCUUCAUUUGAUCAAAGAUGAAAAUAUGCAGACAAUGGCAUGGUCAGUUCUUGUGCCACAGUUGGUAGCAUCCUUGGAUUUUGACAAAGAUGUAGAGGAAAGAGUGCUUGCAUCGUUUUCGUUACUAAAUCUUACCAAGAGUUCAGAAGAAUGUAAAUCAAUGCUCUUAUCAACGGAGAAAGGUCAGUUGGUCAGCCAUCUAAAACACCUUCGUUUAGUAACAUGGACAGCCGAGGAGCUUCUUAUGAUCAUCUCAAGCUGAUUAUACUCAAUAUAGUGCCUAGAUUGGGAUAUUUUAUUAUCCCCGGGAAUUUGAAGAUUACCUUUUUAUAUCGUUGUGUAGAAUGUGUUUUAUUCUUUGACUUUACCCAAUAAGAGUUUGAAAUCUCAAUGUAUCAUGUUUAUGUUGAGUAAUAUAAAUCUACAAUUAUAUUA